This is a messenger RNA of Adineta steineri, 507 nucleotides long. NCBI's taxonomy places the organism in Eukaryota, Metazoa, Rotifera, Eurotatoria, Adinetida, Adinetidae. The record is from the annotation of a GenBank genome assembly.
AUGUUACCUCCAAUUGGUAUCGUUUAUGAAUUAGAUUUUAAUAUGAAUUUUGGCAUAGGUCAUCAAGUAGGAAAGAAUAUUAUACAUGCUCUUACUACUUCGAAUAGCGAAACAAUCAUUGGUUAUCGAGUUUGGCAAUUGUUUACAACAGAAGGCAGUAGAAUAGGUUAUGAAGAAUAUUUUAUGAAUGGUACCAUUUUUCAAUCAAGUAUGGAUCCACAUACGCAAAAAUGUGUUAGUUUUUUUUCACGCACUGCUGAUUGUACCGGUUGGUUAAAUACUGAAAUUCUACGAUGGGAUAAUCGGUGCAAGUUAUCUGGAGGUGAAGCAUCAUCGAAUUCUGUUGCAAAAAUGACUGUUUGGGUCGAUACUACUGAUUUGAAACGUCCAAUUAAGAUGAAUGUAUCAAUCAUAAAUGAUGGUUCUCCAGACGAAAUGCUACUUACGUUUCAAUUUACAUCAAAAACCGAAGGAAAAAUUCUUCCCAAUAUAAAAUGUGAUCCAUAA